AUGUCAUCGCCUGAACCAUCAGCCAAGCGCCUCAAAGUAGACGCACCUUCCAUGUCGACCACCACAGUGACGACGGACUCUGUACCUGGGGCAGCCCCGGCGGUUCGAUCCACCUCGACGUCCACCUCGACGCCCUUCUCGUUCGCGAACGAGAAAGGCCUCUUCAAACUGAUCGAACCCUCCUUGGGGAUUCGACCCGCUCUCGAACCUGAAGUCGGUAUCACCGAAUACGUUGAUCGGGAUGUGCCUCCCUUUGCGGCGAUCAUCAAGCAUAGGUAUGUCAGGGAGCUACGGAGCGUGCACCCGAUCCUUGAGCUAACGGCGUCCGCUCCGGUUUGAACAGGUUCACGGACUUCAUGGUCUUUGAGGUCGGCUUGGAUGGACAAGUGCUUCGAAUGAAGGAUAUCCAUGGUCCCAAGCAGGAGAAAGCGCCGAAACCUCCCAAGCUCGAGACACGCAAAGUCGAGCCGACGCCCGAGGACCCGCAGCAGGUAAGGCUUGUCACGAGUUCGCAUUCAGGUCAUCAGUUCUGAAUCCCUCCUUCCUGAACCCCUUUCUUCUUCUCAUCUUUUCAGCUGUGGACCGAUAGGGCCGAAUCGAUCAUCACACCCCUUCUGGACGAGGCAAAACUCGCCGAAUUCAAAACUUUCGUCCUCGCCGGUCCAGCAGCACCACCGGGAACGCCCAAACCGGUCUUCCAAUCCCAAGUAAGCUAUCACAGCGAUCCGUGAUACUUUAUCCUUUGGAGUGGAUGCUCAUCUGACCUGUUUCCUCCUCCGACAGAUCAUCGAGUCGAAAGAAGCUCGCACUGCCCUACACAAAGGCCUGAGGGAAGCCUUCGACUCGCGCUUCGGAAGUGAGAUGAAGGAACUCGAAGGCGGCCAACAGGUUAUCCAAGUCGCGUGGAUGAAAAAAGGAGGAGGUGGUCGAGGUGGAGUAGGCGGUGGUGAUCGUCGUGAUCGGAACGCCCGGAGUACGUUCGGAUGUCCUGAACGCGAGAAGUAUUGCAAGGAGAGGAGACCUGACGAUCCUGAAUCCCUACGCAGCUGCCGAAGGUGAUCUCAAAGCCAAGCUCCCGCCUUACAUCCACUUCACCCUCCAAAAAGCCAACAAGGAGAUGCACGAUGCCCUUUCCGGCCUUUGUCGAACGCUCAACCUUCAAUCAAGGGACAUUGGCGCCGCGGGGACGAAGGAUAAACGAGCCGUGACUGUGCAAAGAUUGAGUAUGAAACGAGGGCACCGAACGAUUGAGGACGUGUGGAAUGCCGCGAAUGGGAGAGGUGGAAGGGGUGGGAAUCGUGGGAGAGGGAGAGGGAGGGGAGGGGGAGGUUUCGGAGGUAGUCACGCUUGGGGGAAUAUGGAUCGGGGGGUGAGGAUUGCGGAUGUCGCGUAUGGGGAGAAGAUGUUCACGUUGGGGAUGCUCAAGGGGAAUCGAUUCGUCAUCACGCUCAGGUGAGUUGAUACGGAUGCUGUACAGAGAAGUUGAGCUCAAAUCGGACUGGUCUCCGUAUCACUCAGGGACGUUGUUGCCGACUCACCAACGACGAUCGAACGAGCCAUGUCGACGUUGCGUGAACACGGCUUCGUCAACUACUAUGGCAUGCAACGGUUCGGCACUGCGCCUGUACCAACGCACGCGAUUGGCUUGGCCCUCCUCCGAACGGACUGGGCCUUGGCUUCCCAUCUUAUCCUCCUUCAUCGUCAAGGCGAAGGUGACGACGUUGCACUAGCCCGCUCUCUCUUCCACGAAGGCAAACUUGUCGAGGCUUCCCGAGCGAUGCCCCGUCGCGCCGUCGCCGAGAAAGCUAUGGUCGAUUUCUACGCCAAGAACGGCACGACGAGUCAUUUGGGCGCGUUGAGUUCGAUCCCCAAAAGUUUGAGGAUGAUGUAUGCCCAUGCGUGGCAGUCGUAUAUCUGGAAUAGGGUCGUUUCGGAAAGGGUCAAGAUGUAUGGGUGUAAGGAGCCCGUGGCAGGGGAUUUCGUGUUGGCUGAGGGGGCGAAGUUGAAGGAGGAUGGGGGGGAGCCGGACGAGCCGGAGGUGGUUGUGGCUGAACCGCUGGAUCCGGUUCUGGACGAGGGUAAGUGCUGCCUCUGCCAUCUGAUGGGUCUGUCAAAACUAACAUUAUCCUUUCCGCUCACAACAGAUGACGAACCCACCCCUGCGAACACAGGGCUGACCGCCGAACAAGCAGCGGCAACGGCUCGCGUCCCGAAAAUCAAGCUCCUGACUCAAGAAGACCUCGACGCCAAGACCUACACAAUCUUUGAUGUCGUCCUCCCGAUGCCAGGCUACGCCGUGACCUACCCUUCCGGAUCCUUAGGCGAGACCUACCGCUCCAUCAUGCUCGAAGACGGGAUCGACCCUAAGAACAUGUUCCGUCGUCAACGCGAGUACUCCCUCGGUGGGACCUAUCGCAAGAUCAUGCAUCUCCCUCAAGACGUUUCCCACAGGUUGAUGACCUAUUCAUCGAGUACGCAAGAUCUAGCACAAAGUGAUGAGGAUCUCUUGUUGGGGAAAGAGGCACCCGUUGUCACGGCUUAUGAUCCGAGUCAACCUAUGCCGGAGGGGCAUAGUUUGGCGCUGCAGUUGGAGAUGACAUUGGGGUCGAGUACCUGUGGGUGGUUUUAAUCGAAUCGUACACGGUGUUGUGAAGAUGAGCUGACGCUGUACGCUCGAUGUAUGCUCCCACCAGACGCGACGAUGGCGCUAAGGGAAGUAUUGAAGACACGCACGGCGAGCGCGCACCAAAAGACGUUGACCGAGGCGAUGGAGCAGCGCGAGCAGAAGGUCUCGGAGUCGACUGCUGCUAUUUCGGCACCCGCUGCACAAGCAGAAGAAGUUGUGCCAGAGGCAGUUGCAGCUGUCGAAAAUGUGGCGAUGGCUUCGUAG
Messenger RNA from Microbotryum saponariae, 2890 nucleotides. The record is from the annotation of a GenBank genome assembly. NCBI's taxonomy places the organism in Eukaryota, Fungi, Basidiomycota, Microbotryomycetes, Microbotryales, Microbotryaceae.